GUGGUGCAGCUGAUGCGUUCAGGUGUCGCAGUGUCCCGUGUGGAGACAGAAAGGGCGAAGUUUCUCUCUGCACUGCAGCCUGGCCGCUGCUGCCGGAACCAACAACACAACAAUGGCGACUCCCAGUCGGGACAGCAACUUCACCAGCGGCUCCAGUAACACCGGAAACAUCGUCGGAUCCACGUCGCACCAUUUUCACCCGCAGACUCAGAGCAGCAGCAUGCAAGAAACCAACACCUGCUGGAGAUGUCAGAACGAAACAGGGUUUCAGAUAAGCCUGUCUGGUGUUUCCCAAAGUAAACGUAAAGCUCUGAAGCUGAACUUUGCAAACCCUCCAGUGAAGCCGGCCUCCAGGCUACCCAUCAACCCCACACCCCCCUCCUUCCAGAACCCCCACAUAGAGCGUCUGCGGACGCACUCCAUCGAGUCGUCGGGGAAGCUGAAGAUUUCUCCGGAGCAGCACUGCGACUUCACGGCCGAGGACCUGAGAGACCUCGGGGAGAUCGGCCGGGGGGCGUACGGCUCCGUCAACAAGAUGGUCCACAAACCUACGGGACAGAUCAUGGCUGUCAAGAGGAUUCGCUCCACGGUGGACGAGAAGGAGCAGAAGCAGCUGCUGAUGGACCUCGACGUGGUGAUGAGGAGCAGCGACUGUCCCUACAUCGUCCAGUUCUACGGAGCACUCUUCAGAGAGGGCGACUGUUGGAUCUGCAUGGAGCUCAUGUCUACCUCAUUAGACAAAUUCUACAAAUAUGUAUAUUUUUCAUCAGAUGACGUCAUUCCAGAGGAAAUAUUAGGAAACAUCACAUUAGCGACGGUUAAAGCACUGAACCACUUAAAAGAAAACUUGAAAAUAAUCCACAGAGACAUCAAACCUUCCAACAUUCUGAUGGACCGGCGAGGGAACAUAAAGCUGUGUGACUUCGGGAUCAGCGGUCAGCUCGUCGACUCCAUAGCAAAGACCAGAGACGCCGGCUGCAGGCCGUACAUGGCGCCGGAGAGGAUAGACCCGAGUGCGUCCCGUCAGGGCUACGACGUCCGCUCCGAUGUUUGGAGUUUGGGAAUCACGCUGUACGAGCUGGCCACAGGACGGUUCCCGUACCCGAAGUGGAACAGCGUCUUCGAUCAGCUGACUCAGGUGGUCAAAGGUGAACCGCCGCAGCUCAGCAACUCAGAGGAGCGACAGUUCUCUCCAAAGUUCAUCAACUUUGUGAACCUCUGCCUGACAAAGGAUGAAUCUAAAAGGCCAAAGUACCGAGAGCUUCUGAAACAUCCCUUCAUCAUGAUAUACGAGGAGCGCUUAGUGGACGUCGCCUCGUAUGUGGUUCGCAUCCUGGAUCAGAUCCCCGCCUCGCCCGUCUCCCCCAUGUACGUCGACUGAUGGAGAUCAGCUGGUGGUGGGGGGGUUCAGGGGGGGUUCACUAAGCUUUGCGAAGCGACUCUCGCCAUGUUAGCCCCUCAGAGUAGUUUAAUCACACGUUCCAAAGAAACAAAGGAACUCACAAACUGCAUCAGACAAACAUCACCAAAUAUUCCCCCUCCCGUCACGUCAUCAAAGUCAAACAUCAGCAUCCAUCUUCACCCCGAGAACACUUGAACACACGACUCUGUCUCAAGAGAACGCAAGACGUCCUUCAUGUGAGCAGAAACAUUUAAUAAAUAGAUAUAUUUACUUGAAGAAGUCGAUGUUCACAAAGACAGAAUCUACCAAAUCAAAGGAACAAACAGAAACACACACACGCGCACACACACACACACACACACACUGUUAAAGUCGAGUAUGCAAAGUGCUUCUUCUCUGUGAGAGCUCAUAGAUUCGGUCGCGUGGCUUUACUUUUUAUUUUUGUUUUUCUUCGAUAUGCAAUCUGUGAGCGUCUGUCUUCACUCACGUUUAAAGUUAGCUCCAGUUUGUGCUUUUUCUAUUUGACCUUGUCAUCAUGAGUUUCAGCCACAGAGAUAAAGAUCCAUGUGUCUUUAAAAACAAAGAUAGAGAUAGAGAGAGAGAAAUGACAUGCGGUGAAAGGAGCCAUGAUGUCAAACUCAAGUUGCCUGCUCACAAGGACCACAGCCACUAAGCCAUAAGGCUACAGACCCCCCCCCCCUUUAAUAUCUUUAAAGAAGACUUCUGGCAGAUUGGAAGAUGUUUGUGGAGUUGCAUUAAGUCUUCAUGAAAUCCAAAUCCAAGGUUUAUUUAUGCCUUUUUAUGCCUUUAUUUUAGAGCUAUAAGAGUGGACAGAAAUCUAAGAGAGAGAGAGAGAGAGAGAGAGAACGACACUCCACAGGGACGAGGGAACACGGUGAUGAGGGAACAUAGACACGCUCCCGUCUCUGUUGCCCAAAAAAUGUUGAGGAGAUAUUUUCCCUGUAGCUUUAACGUAAAUGUUUGAAACAUUUUAUCAAAUCUGCAAGCAGGGGCGCAAAUGAGAUGCCCAAAGUUUUAUGAUUAUGCAUAUCCUGAAUUUUCUUUUGAAUCAUGCUAAAAAUCUUUAUAUUCAUGACAUCACAAAAUCCUCCUGAUGUCCUGAGGUUAAACAUGAAAUGUUCUCGCCAAACUCCAUUCACAAAACAA
Messenger RNA from Labrus mixtus (cuckoo wrasse), 2569 nucleotides. It is a transcript of the gene map2k4b, whose product is annotated as mitogen-activated protein kinase kinase 4b. Bases 113 to 1381 code for a protein of 422 amino acids. NCBI's taxonomy places the organism in Eukaryota, Metazoa, Chordata, Actinopteri, Labriformes, Labridae. Gene Ontology annotation, molecular function: JUN kinase kinase activity; ATP binding. The record is from RefSeq and is a predicted model, not a curated record. Gene Ontology annotation, biological process: MAPK cascade; protein phosphorylation. The transcript has 13 exons.